AGUAAUUUAUACUAAUUUUCUCUCUUUUUCAGGAAAAACAUUAUCACUGUUAAUGUCGUGACUGGAUGCUAUUUAUUUAUUUUCUGAGAAAUGAAGUUGUACUUUGGGCAUCUGCAUCUUUGGCAUUUCCUUACAGUUCUUGAUUGUGUUUUGCCAAGUGCUGAUGCAGUAUAAAGCUAUAGAUGACUUUGAUGAGCUUGUGGUGAGUAACAAUGAUGUUGUGCUCAAAAAUAUCGCUGAAGAUUUGCGGAAUCGUUUACCCAUCGAGGCAAUGUUUAAUUCAGAACAUCAAGCUAUUCAGAAAGUUUUGUUCCUCUUCUCAGAUACACCAGCAUCCACUGCCCAUGAUUCAUGUUGAUGCAUUCCUUUAUGAUGAUGAUUUUGUUGAUUCAUUGUGUGAGGAGGGAAAAAUGAGUAGGAGCUACUGCACAGAGUGUGGCUCAUACAAGACUGCAUCUUUAGAGUUUAUUUCGCAUUCCUUUUCCCUCAUGGAACUGAAGUUUCUUUAUCAACAUGUACUGCCUGACCUGACAGGAAAGGUAGUGGUUGACGUUGGCUCCAGGCUUGGUGCAGUGCUAUUUGCGGGUUAUCUUUAUAGCUCAGCAUCCCAACUGUAUGGAGUAGAAAUGAAUGCAGACUUUUGCCAGUUGCAAGAAAUGAUGAUUACAAAAUACCAGUUCAUUGACAGAAUAAAGGUGGUUCACGCAGACAUCUGUACUCAGGCUUCACUUCUUCAGAAGGCUGAUGUUGUUGUAAUGAAUAAUGUCUUUGAAUAUUUUCUUGACAGACAGGAACAGGCCAGAGCUUGGGAAUUUAUUGCUUGUAAUGUAAGGAAAAGAGGGUCCUUAUUAGUGACAGUUCCAAGCCUUAAAGAAUCGCUCUCAAAGCUCCAGACAGACAUACAGCUCAGCCAAUGGGUCAAAGAGAUGGAGCUAAACUAUGAUGUGUAUAUGGAAAAGGAUGUUGACAGAGAAGCACUUGAACAAAUACAUUUAUACAAGAUUCUCUAGUACCUGCAAAAAUUUACUGAUAUCAUUGUAAUAUUUUGGACCUAAAAUGAAUUUGGAUUGAUUUGUAUGAAUAAAUCAGGUCAAAAUUCUUACUGUAAUUAAUCUGAGUCGAAUCUGUGGUUUGUAAUGAAAAAGUCUUUUGAAACAAGUUUUCUUAUGGAGGCAUUCUGUCUCAACAGAAGUAUAUUAACUUUUAACUAAGAGAUAGCCUUAUGGUUUAAUUUUUGCAGAAAUGUUAGAAAGUGGCUACAUACUGAUGCUAGAAGAAUUUUUGUUCACUAGCAUUGUGCACUGCUCAUGUUUGCUAAAUAUAUCAAACCUAAGAAUAGCGAAUCUAUUAAAGUGAAUGAUAAGAACGCAUUUAGCAUAAUGUUAAUUAAAAGCUGCAGUACGUUAGAGUUUGCUGGUUUGUUUUGGUAUAGACUAUUUAUUAUUAUCAGUAAUAAUAUUUAUUAUUAACAGCAUUAUCUUUAAUGUUCCUCCUAUGGAAUUUGUAGGUUUUCUUUCCAGGGUCUGCUUGAUAACUAGAGCAUCUACUGGCAUCAGUUAUGAGAAGCAAGUCCUUCCAUUUAGUUGUCCUUAAUGUGGCUAUUAAUGUAAAAUACUGAAAGACACCAAGGAGCCAUUGAAAAUUAAUACAGCAAGUCUGGGACGACAGAACUCUGUUCCACUUUCUGCACUUCUGCUGGGCAUGGUAGGAAGUGUAAUAAGGGGUUAAGAAGCUGAAAAUUCUGAACAGGUGUCACAGCUUAGCAGAGGCUUGGUGGUGGCGUAAAACAUUGGAAAUUCGUAACAGAGCCUCCUCAGAGAGAAAAGAUCCACAUACGCCCACCACAUUUAUAUUUAGAUUUUACAUUCUCAGGAUGUGAAGCUUUUAGUCAGCUGAAGAACGUUAUGGUUUUUAGCAAACAUUAACAAUCCAAGUGCAAAAAUACUAGGAGUUUUGGACUAAGUGCAUUGUGAAUUUAGAAGCAUUGUUAGUGUCUAAAAGUUUGCUACACAACUUAUGUCUAGUGCAAAUGGGAAAACUUUAAAUUGGAUUUCAGUCUUCAAAUGAUUUACAGGUCAGUGAACUUGAUAGUAUAUGCUGUAAGCAAAAAGGAGCAGUGGCCAUUAGGCACCCACUAACAUAGUAAGCAAAUGGUACUGUAGAAAGGAUAGUGAGUUUUAAGAAGUCUUAUUUUUCAUGGUCUGUUUGGAGUGGAGGAGGACGUUUUAACUUGAAUGAUACUGAACCGCUGCCCAAAUACUGUGUGAAUCUAUUCUUCAUGCAUUUAAAAAUGAACAAAGAUGGAAAGCUUUUCUCUAAAAUGUUUAUUUUAUUAAAGUACAAUAACUGAA
Molecule: messenger RNA, 2351 nt
Organism: Harpia harpyja (harpy eagle)
Lineage: Eukaryota; Metazoa; Chordata; Aves; Accipitriformes; Accipitridae
Exons: 8
Coding region: 213-1010 (265 amino acids)
Molecular function (GO): S-adenosylmethionine-dependent methyltransferase activity
Source: RefSeq, a predicted model, not a curated record